This is a messenger RNA of Pecten maximus, 4631 nucleotides long. RefSeq names its product high affinity cationic amino acid transporter 1-like. Gene Ontology annotation, cellular component: plasma membrane. Gene Ontology annotation, biological process: transmembrane transport; amino acid transport. Bases 309 to 2279 code for a protein of 656 amino acids. The record is from RefSeq and is a predicted model, not a curated record. Lineage: Eukaryota; Metazoa; Mollusca; Bivalvia; Pectinida; Pectinidae. The transcript is spliced from 16 exons. Gene Ontology annotation, molecular function: amino acid transmembrane transporter activity.
AAGUGUACAAAAUGGUAGACCUGUCAACGUGGAUAAACAACCGGAUGUAGCACGCCUGUUUACUGUCAGUCGGAAAAUAUUGACCGACAACAACCUUUUCUCGUACCUGCUGUUACAGAAUCAGAGAUGUUCCAGAAAGAUUGACCAGAGGAUUCGAGGACAGUGACCAAGAUAGUUGACACCACUGCGAAGAAGGGUGUAGACAGGCAAAAUCAAAAAAAUUCUGAGAUAGAAGAUAUUGAAUUAUAGACUCAAGCUUGCUUAUAAGUUUAAUUGAUAAGACUUCCUGAUAGAGUCAUACAGACAAGAUGAGUAGCUUUGGACAAAAACUUCUGAGAAGGAAGUUUGUUGAUUUGUCGUCGGUAACAAACACCCAGCUCGCUCGCUGUCUCACAACACUCGAUUUAACAGCUUUAGGUAUCGGCAGUACAUUAGGGGCUGGUAUCUAUGUGGUUGCCGGGCAGGUUGCUAAGGAGAAGGCUGGACCUGCUGUGACCAUUUCCUUCUUGAUCGCAGCUUUGGCAUCUGUUCUAGCAGGUCUGUGCUAUGCAGAGUUUGGUGCACGUGUACCUAAAACUGGUUCUGCCUAUGUGUACAGUUAUGUAACUGUUGGAGAAUUUGUAGCUUUCAUCAUCGGCUGGAACCUCAUUCUGGAGUAUGUUAUUGGUACAGCUAGUGUGGCUCGGGCGUGGAGUUCCUACUUUGACUCGCUUGUCGACAAAGUUAUCCAGAAUUUUUUUAAGGACAACAUGCCUAUGGAUAUUCCGGGCUUCUCUUCCUAUCCGGAUUUCUUCGCUCUUGGUAUCACACUACUAUUAGCUGUGAUUUUAGCCGUAGGUGUCAAAGAGUCCUCAACAUUUAACAACAUUUUCACGGGAGUGAAUUUGUUGGUGGUGACUUACGUGAUCAUCUGUGGAUUUUUCAAAGUGGAUAUUCACAACUGGCAGUUAAAGCCUUCAGAGCUACCAGGUAAUGGUACAGACAGUGGAAGCGGAGGUUUCAUGCCAUUUGGGUUUUCUGGAAUGAUGUCUGGAGCGGCCACCUGUUUUUAUGCCUUCGUAGGGUUCGACUGUAUUGCUACAACAGGUGAGGAAGUUAAGAACCCCCAGAAAGCCAUUCCUAUCAGUAUAGUUAUAUCACUGAUAGCCAUCUUUGUGGCAUACUUCGGGAUCUCGGCUGUGAUGACACUUAUGUGUCCAUACUAUCUGCUGGACGAAGACGCACCACUCCCAGACGUAUUUGAUCGUGUCGGUUGGGGCGUGGCUAGAUACAUCAUUGCCGUCGGUGCAAUCUGUGGCCUUUCUACAAGUUUGCUUGGGGCCAUGUUUCCUCUGCCAAGGGUUAUUUACGCCAUGGCUAGUGAUGGGAUUGUUUUCCGCUCCCUAGCAACCAUUAAUGAACGCUUCAAGACACCACUGAUAGCCACCAUAAUAUCAGGAAUAUUUGCAGGUGUGAUGGCGAUGAUGUUUGACCUGUCAGAGCUCGUCGAUAUGAUGUCAAUUGGAACCCUCCUAGCCUAUACCCUAGUAGGGGUCUGUGUGUUGCUACUCAGAUACAGAGUAACAGUUAUGAAGACUACCUCAGAUGCAGAUGAUUCUAGCAUAAACCACAGUAGUAGUGAUGAUUGUGAUGUGAUUUCACCAAAACGUAGCCCCAUACACGAGUCCGACCCGUUAGUGGGCGAUACGUCUUACAAAGUCUGGUUAAAAGCAAUGAUUAGGUGUGAGGAGUCACAACCCACAGCUCUCACAGAAAAAUUGGCACAGUUCAAUGUUAUUUUAAUAUGUAUGAUUAUAAUAGUCCUCAGUUUUGUGCUGAUCUUCGCCGAGGAAAACCUUGCCAAUACAGAGGGAUGGGCAAUAACCAUUGUAGCAGUUCUAGUCUUGUCCAUCAUUUUUCUUCUAUACUCAAUCCGUAUUCAGCCGGAAAAUACUCAAAAAGUCAGCUUUAAGGUGCCCUUGUUGCCAGUAUUACCAGUCUUAAGUGUGUUUGUCAAUAUUUAUCUGAUGCUGAAGCUGUCUAGUGCUACCUGGAUUCGAUUCGGAGUCUGGAUGUUUUUAGGCUUCCUCAUUUACUUUUCCUAUGGGAUAUGGCACAGCACAGGAUCCGAGCCGAACCUUGAGGAAUACGUCCUCCUCGCAGAUACACCCACACCUUCUUCCCCAUCCUCAGAUCUUCUCUCCGGAAGUGACGACAGUCUCUUUGAUGGCGAGACUGUGCGGAGAUCACGUGAUAAGGAUGUAGAAAAAACAGCAUCUUUACCUGAUACAAAGAAAUAACUAGAAAAACAUUACACUCUUUAUGUACAAUUUUACAAAUGGUUUCAAAGUGCAGCUGAUUCUUUGAAAAGCGCUAUGCAGUGAUAGCGCUUACAAAUGCUUACUUACGCGUUGUGUUGGUUGAACCACAGGAGUUUGACGUUCUAGCAAAAAGGAAUAUAUAAAACUCUAUAUAAAACACCAUGUAUAGUAUAAAAAACAUCGUCAGGAGCGAAGUGAAUCGCUGACCAAACAUUUCACCGUCUUGAUGACAAUUCUGUAAACUCUGUUACGUCUUUAUGAUAUUUUGUAAACAAGUAAACAAUAAUAACCUAUUGUAUUUUUAAAAGUGUACUUGUUUUUUUAAUUGAUUAUUAUAUAUUCCUAUUUAUCGAACGUCAAACUCCUGUUGUUGAGAGAUUGAAAUUUACGGCGAUUUUGAAAGUGCUGCGUGAAUCGUGAAUCUGGUGUCAUCCUUGUGUACAUUAGAUUAAAAGACUAAUUUGAGUUAUGGUGCUAUAUACAUUUGUAUGUCAUAUCAUAGGGCGACGUAUAAUUGUAAUAUUGUAACAUGACCAAUGAAUCGCCUCACACGAUUCUCGCCAAAGUGAAAAGCUUACCCUCUGUGUCUAAAUUUGCCUAAUGACGAACCCUCUGCGUCUAAAUUUGCCUAAUGGCGAACCCUCUGAUUAUAAAUUUGCCUAGUGUCGAUAGAGAAUAAAUUUUAUUUAUUUAUUCAUGAAUAUGAGUUGGAUGAUAAAUAGACUCUUGCAUUAGUGUCAGCGUAUUAUUAGAUUAAUUGAACGAAUUUAAUCAUUCGAUAUCAAUCUAACUGAGACCCUUAUGAACUUCAAAUUGUUUUCACUCUGCCGUCAGUUUGGUAUAUAUGAUUUAAUAUCCAAGAUAUAAAUACACAAAUUUAUUUAGGACUUCCUGUCCUUGUGAGAAACAAAUACUGCUGAUAUCCAUUGCCUUAUCUUGUCAUAAUUAACACAUUAUUUGCUUCAUUUAGAAAAAAAGGGGUUUUGUCACAGUUAUAAAUUCGUGUUCGACUGUAAAAGCAUAAUUAAUACAGUAUAUGAAAAUUCUAUCUACUGCCGUUAAGAAAGUCUUUUCAUUUGAUUUUUUAUUAAUAUGACCUUUUUGACGACUAAGAUUAUUGUUUAGGAUUGCUUGGAUUAUGCAUAAUGCAGAGACCGAGAAUAUACAUUUUUGUGCUUGACCACUGCCAUAUAACAUAAAAGCAAUCAGCCUGGGUCUGACCUAGAAAGUGACUCUUUAUUGGACAGAUAAUCAUUAUUUUAUCUGUGUAAUAAAAUCAAAUUUAAAGGUUAGUCCUACAUGAGUGUUUCACGAUUCUAACGAUAUCCUGAUUUACAGAUGACACAUGAUCUUACUACAGAGUAGGCGACCGCGUGUACUAGUUUGUUCCCUUUGUAUGUGGACUAUUGAUGUUUCGUUCUAAAAAAAUUAACACUCUAAAACAAAUAGUCGCAAUAUACUGUAAACCAACUAAUUUUUUUGCGUGCGAUUGAUUUUCGCGUAUUUCUUGGGCGAUUAGAAUUUGCGAAUCUCGAUUGCCGCGAAAUAAUUUCAAUCACAGGUAUUGGCCUUUUAUUACUGUUAAUUGCGAAGAAAAAUCGAUGUGAAAAAGAAUUUAGGCAUGAAACUCGAAAUUAAGUCGCCGCGAAAAUUGAUUGAUUAAAAGGGCCUUAAGAAGUAUUACCUCUAUGUAAAAUUUAAUAUACAAAUACUGUACGCAGUGGUCACUAUCUAAUAGUAAGUGAGGGCAUUCGUGCAUUAAAUGUUUUUGUAUUCUCCGAAGAAUGUUAUACAUUCGCAUAUUUCAGCUUUUAGUCAAAAGGUUAAGUUACCAUUGAGAUUUUAAGUGCAAAUUAUCAUGUCUUCAUAAGCGCUGAUUGGGUGUUGGAUUAUUGACAUUUCAUUUUAUUUUUGAAUAUAUCAAAAUAAUUUGUGAUAUCAAAAUCAAGCGAUUAAUUCGUGUCAGAUCUGAUUUUCAUUGAUUGAUGGAAGAAUAAUAAUUUGAUAAUUUUAUCUUUUAUGAUAUUGCCAUAAAUAUUUCCAUUAUGGAGAAAUUAGUCUCAGAAUUUGUAUACGAUAGUGAUGUGUUCGCAACACAAACAUAUCCAUCAAUGACACAAAAAGAAUCAUUUAAGUGGAGUUUACUUAUCUUGCAUAUGUGUUCAUAACCUUAUUUUAACCAUAAUUUCGUAAAUCAUUUGAAGAUUUAUGACUUUACAUACUUUUGAAGAUGAAAGAUUUUAUAAACUGUUUUAUGAUCUUACAUUGAUUCAGACCAUAUUGUACUUUAUGAUUCUUUUAUUAGUGCUAUUUUUUUUUAUAAAAUUGUUU